UUAGAAUAGAAGAUAAUACAUGUAGGUCAUUCAAUAUGCGAUGGAGGUUGAUGCAGAUUGCAGCCUCUUUCCACUUGAAUGGAUAUUUCAUUCUCGAUGGGACAAAAAGCCUGGGAGAAUGAAUGGUAAGAUAUUUAUAUACAUUAAAAACCAAUUUAACGAAUGAAUUGGUCGCACAAGUAAUUGAUAAAGAUGUGGAAGUUGGGGCAGAUAGUAGUGAGUUCCUGUUAAUUGGAUUUUCCAUUCCCGGGAAAAGAAGCCUGACAAGGCUUUUGUUGAUGCGGUUGCUUCUUUGCACGGCUGAUUGGAACUUAGGUUUUGAGAUCACGCUUGAAGAACACAUGGGAGUUCAUGUUGGGUCUAUUGAUGAAGAAGAUGUUGAGCAAGGAAUUGCACAUAUGAUUGAACAUGUUGCAUUCCUUGGGAGUAAAAAGCGUGAGAAACUCCUUGGAACUGGGGCACGCUCAUAUGCCUACACAGAUUUACAUCAUACCGUGUUUAACAUACACUCUCUAACAAGGACAGAGGUUUGUGGUCUUUCCAUCUGAAAAUCCUGUUUUGUUACCACUAGAAGUCUUUAUUCCCUGCAUACAUUGCUUAAUUGAAUAGUAUCAUAAUCACACAGUUCUUUUCUAUCUAGCCUGUAUAACCAUUUAUGGUCUACCUUUCUAUGGUUUUUGGCGUUCUAUGUACUAAUUUCUAUUGUUAUUAUUAUUAUUAUUGUUUUAUCUCGUCCAAUAUCUAGCAGUUACACUCUUAUGUAUCAGAUAUCAUAGAUUGUUUUAUGAUGUAAAGUCUUAAUAGAUGGAUGCAUAAUU
Impatiens glandulifera is the source of this 818-nucleotide messenger RNA. Its product is annotated as stromal processing peptidase, chloroplastic-like. The record is from RefSeq and is a predicted model, not a curated record. Bases 123 to 548 code for a protein of 141 amino acids. The transcript has 3 exons. Gene Ontology annotation, molecular function: metal ion binding. NCBI's taxonomy places the organism in Eukaryota, Viridiplantae, Streptophyta, Magnoliopsida, Ericales, Balsaminaceae.